GGAAGGAGAGAAGGGACGGGGAGGGCAGAAAAGGGAGUCUGAGUCGGCUUAGAAUGGAACUAUGUUGAGUGGAUGGCGCAGAUUUUGCUCCUUUAUUUCUUGCGUGGUUUAAAAAAUGUGUCAGCUUUGUGUGGAAAAGCCUUCUUUGUUUUAGUCAAUGCGUCAGGGAAAUUCAGCUCAAGUGGUGUGUGGAGAAAGUUGAAAGGAUUGCCACCAUCCGGAAAGGCAGAGUGUGAAUCCUGAAAUAAAAAUCCUUUGAAGUGAGAGUGUUCAAUAUGUGUGCCACUUUCUGUUUUUUGCCCAACACUAGAGAACAAUCGAUGGGCGGUGUGACAUUAGAGAUACUUACCAACACUGCUGGCCAGAAUCCCAUCGAACUUACACCCAUGACAGGUAACUUUUUUUACGUGUGUGUAUUGGAUUAGUCCUAGUGAAAAUUGUGUAAAAUUUCUGUACAAAUUGUGAGAGAAAUUAGAGUCAAUACGAGGGCAUUUUUUGAAACAAACGACUACGACGAGACAAGGAAAUCUCCUCAACACGAAAUAAAAGAAUCGGUGAAUUCAAUAGAUCCAAAUACGAAACCACCAGCAAAAAACAUAAUGAAGUCUUCAAGAGCGGCACUUUAAGACAGAUUUAAUACAGAACAUCUUAAGACUAUAAUCGUUCCCUUGGGUUUUUCGGUUUUCCAGGGCCUCGUUUCCAGUUAACCCACCUAAGAUCCCCGAAAAAACGAAAAACUUAUUUUGUGGCGUUCAGUUUGCUGUCAACUCUUUGCUUCGUAGGAGUGACAGAUUGAGGUUCCGGACACACAACAUAUUCUUUAGCAAUCUGCGUUUACGUACGCACAUAUAUAUAGAUAUAUGUCGUUUGGAUCGUGAUUAGGCCGUAUCGGUAGCAAUGUCCACUGCUCUGGCAAUGGCAGCGGCUUCAUCCUCGAGUGCCACGGCAGCAGCAGCAACAACGACGAUCAAUAGCAACACCACAAACACCACAGCGUCGCCGGCAACAACAACCACCACCACGAUGAACACCACCAUAAAGACCACAACCACGGCGGAUACAAAUAUGGCUUCCAUUCAACUGGAAAUUGAAGAGUCUGGCAAGGAGCAGGCAGAGGAUUUGGAGCCAGCAGUCGAGCUAAGUGCUCCGAAACCAAGAAGGCUGCGCAAAACCACGGUGGUGCACACAUGCCCUCGGCCACCGGGUGGCUACAGGUACUCCAUGGAGUUUCUCUACGGGAUUGGGAGUGGAAUGGCCGGCGUGACCCUCAAUAUUCCCACCCCCUCUUCGAUAACACCACGCACUGUGAGAACCACGGCUCCUUCACUGACCACCCACGUGCCUUUACUGCCCACCAUGGGCAUGGCAACAGCUGUAUCAGGACGUUCGAGUGGUGCAUCGGGGAAUCGUUACUCAGGUGGAGUAAUGGGAACAGCUGGAGGAACCACCGUAGCCUCGGUCCCGCCGACCUCCACGGCGACAACAGCAAAUGCCUCUGCAGGAUCAGGAGCAGAAGGAGUGGCAGGAGCAGGUGCCUUAGCAGCCGGUUCAUCGGGCACCAUGCCAGCUGCCCAGUUCAUCUACCAGGGGUACCUGCCCACUGGACCCCAGCGACGAUUGUGGCACACGGAGAACGCCGUCUGGCAGUUCGAUAGGAACUAUCCAUAUAAUCAGGCCUAUUCUUCACAGUACGGAAUACCAAUGAUGCCACUGGGGUUUGAACAUCCAUAUGGUCAGCGAAUUAUAUACCCGGGCUACUACAAUCAGGCCACUGGUGGAUUACAUGCUAGUCCAAUGCCGGGAAUGUCGAGAACCAGAAGUCAUGUGGCACAACAGCCACAUUUGUUGCCGCAACCAACGGUUGCUGUUGGUGAAACCACCGAGGAAACUCCUCCAACCCUUGGAAAUGCUCCGCAGGUGAGCAGUCCCUGGCGUUACGGAAGACCAGGAGCACAUCGCGAUCGCUUAGGAUCAGGACGACAGGCGGUGUCCGCCGCAGCGAGUUCAACCGUAUUCCACAGAGACUCGAGGACAUUUUACAACAACAUAACCGGUGGACCGCGUUUCAAAGCGCCCUUUGUGGCGAAUCCUCGCAGUUAUCAAGGAGGAGCUAUAUCAGCCGGAGGAGCAGUAACCGCAGCAGCGGGAGGAGUUUCAGCUGGGGUAUUUACAGCAGGAGCAGGCAGCUCCAGCGAUCAAAAUCUGGCCAAUCGCAACAAUCCAGGCUCCUCGUCCAGCAAUCACUCCAGAAUCCGCCAGAACAGCAAGAGAGGCGGAAAGAAUGCAAUUGGCAAAGAGCGCACCUCUAAUUCUUCGGGAUCUCUGUCCGCUUCCUCCUCGAAAUCGCAACUGGACAGGCGUCCCAGUUCGAGCACGUCCAUUUCGCCGAUCAAACAUCCGAAUCGCACUUACAGGAACCGGAUGCGCUAUAUGGCCAAUGAGCAAGUGGAGCAAAAGUCGGUGGCCAUAGCGGCGCCAGUGAAUAACUACCAACCGCCGACACAACCAUCUGCAGUGCGAAGGGUUUCCAAGUUCCAAGGAGGAAAUGCCUAUCAGGAGUCACGAUACUAUCAAUCCCGACACAUGGAUGCUUUCGUCUACCAAUCCGGGCACUUUAUGGUUUAUGGAACGGGGUCACCGGGCGCGGGGGCAGGAGAAGUGCCCAUGCCAAGAGCAGCAGGAGGAAUCGCAGGAUCUGGUGGAGCAGGAGGUGGUGGAGGAGGAGCAGCUACGGCCGCGGCCAGCAGCGCCACCUCGGAGGGCGAGCAGCCGCUGGACUCGGACUUUGAUCAGCGCCAGGACUAUGCUGACUUGGGUCUGGAUCCAGCCAAUGGCGGCUUCUCCUCCGACCUGGAGCCGCUCGGUUACAAGCAGGACACCUCCGAACUGGACGCCCACUCGUGUCAGCUGUCGCAUCCCAGUUCCGAGAUCGAUGGCGACGAUGGCCAUUCCUUUGCCAGCUUGGCACCCAGUGUAGAGAGCGAUGCCACCGAGAGUGACCUAAGCGACGCCUCCGUGGAGUCGGUGGUUCGCAAGAUAAUGGUCAGUUGCCUGGCCAUGGCCACUGGUGCCCAAGAGCCCGAUCUGAGUGGUCCGAAUCUGGUGCCCUACGGUGACAUGCACCAUCUCAAGGAGCUUGAGAGAAAGUCCCAAGCGACUGGCAUGAGCAACGGAUACAGGUGCGCAAUGCAACACCAUCCGCAUCACCUUCACCAUCCGCAUCUCAGUCCCAGAGGAAUGAGUUGCUGCGGCGAUAUGUUGAGUCAACCCUCGGAGGAGAUGGUCUACAAACAGGACCAGCAGGAUCAGCCGGAUGCCUUUGGCAAUGAGAAAAGCUACUUGAAGGAGAUAACCGAGGAGGCCGACAACAUCUCGGUGACCUCCAGUUUCUCUUGCAGCCCGUCCGCGUGCUCCAGCAUGAGUGCACUGGCUCCCGCGGCGAACAGAGGCAACUUCAUCCUGCAAGAAGAAACCGCAGACGACGAACUGCCCUUGGUGAUUCACAAUCGCUAUUGGCGCGAAUUUUUUGGUUAUACACCAGCUGAUCGUUUUUUACUCAGAACCAAAUUAGUGGAAAUAAAGCGGCCACCGAAAACCGUGUCCAGCAGGAACAAGUGGGAACCCUUGUCCCUUUCCAUUUGGAGGAAGUUCCUCGAGGCCCAGCAGACCCGUCAUGUCUAUAAAACCAAGAUGCGACUAUGGCGUUUCAUUUACACAGUGGCCAUGACGACCUAUCCCAGAUAUGGCCUAUAUUUGGUGGGCUCCUCCAUAUCGUUCUUUGGAUCCAAGUGCUCGGACAUGGACAUUUGCAUGCUGGCCUGCACAAAUCCCAACAUUGAUCCCCGCAUGGAGGCCGUCUAUCACCUGCAAUUGAUGAGGGAGCUGCUGAAUCGCACGAAUAUGUUCCAGGACUUCAAUCUGAUCGAGGCUCGAGUGCCGAUACUUCGAUUCACCGACCGGCGACACAAGGUGGAAGUGGACAUUAACUUCAAUAACUCCGUUGGGAUCAGGAACACCCAUCUCCUGUACUGCUAUUCCCAGUUGGAGUGGCGACUGCGUCCGAUGGCCUUAACUGUAAAACAGUGGGCUCAAUAUCACAAUAUCAACAAUGCCAAGAACAUGACCAUUUCGAGUUACUCCCUCAUGCUGAUGGUCAUCCAUUUCCUGCAGGUCGGAGUUAAUCCGCCGGUGCUGCCAUGCCUGCACAAGCUAUAUCCGGAUAAGUUUGGACUCUUGCUACCCAGCGAUUUCGGCUAUGUGGACAUGAACGAGGUGAUGGCUCCGUAUCAGUCGGAAAAUACCCAAUCUCUGGGUGAGCUACUGCUGAGUUUCCUGCACUACUACAGUGUGUUCGAGUACGGGAAGUAUGCAAUCUCCAUACGGGUGGGUGGUGUUUUGCCCGUGGAGAUUUGCCGGGCCUCGACUGCACCCAAAAACGACAUUCACCAGUGGAACGAGCUGUGCAUCGAAGAGCCCUUCGAUCAGACGAAUACAGCGAGGUCGGUGUACGAUUCGGAUACCUUUGAGCGCAUUCGGGCCAUCUUUAUGGCCAGCUACAGAAGACUGGAGACGACGAGGAAUCUAAAUUCCAUAUUCGAGGGCUACGACGGACCCACAAUCCUGAUGCAACAGCCCUCGGCGGAAUCAGAAAAUGAGUUUUACGAAGGCCAGGCGCAGCAGCAUUUGCUGGCGAACAGAGGAUCCUCCAGGUCCAAUAGUAAAAGACCCUCGCCGCGACCCUCUAAACUGAUGGUGGACAAGGCCACCACGGCCAUUUGGAGCGAUAUCAAUGGAAAACCUGAGCUAGCAGCCAACCGAAACGGAACUUUGGAUAGCAAUCAAAAUAACCAUGAUACCGGCACUAGUGCAAACAAUUGUGCUGGAAUUAAUAACAAGAUCUCCAAGAAUAUGCAUAGCAAUGAUGAAUCUGUGGCCACCGAGUCACCGCAUGCAUAAAAACUCUCAUCAAAAAUAUAAACUAAAACCAAAAACACUACAUCAUACGCCACUCUCCACAAAACUAUGAAAGAAAUCUUUUUAUAUCACCCCCAUCAGGAUGUAAAAAAAAAAUUGAAAGGUUGUGAAAGAAAGUUUUUUGUAGCAGUUGCCGGGCGCUUUUAAACCGAUUUAAAUUUGACGUUGGAUAAUUAUAUAUGAAAUGUAGGGAAUUAGUCGACUUCAAUUCACAGAAUGUGAAAUGACCAAAUAAAUAACUAAACACCUAUCACAACGCAAAGUCGGUCGCAAAAAAAGCACAAAAGUCUGCAAAAAUGCAAGAAAUAGUUUCAUGUGUUUGCGUACCUUAACGACUAAACUCGUUUUCACAAGCUUCAAAACAAGUCAGUUGCUAAACAAAAUGUAGCAAUUGAAAUUAAAAUACCAAAAAAAUAAACAAAAUUUAAAAAUGUAAAAAAAAAAUAAAUCAUCAGAAUCGAAGCCGUUUUGUACAAAGUAGGGAAGCAUACAUUUAUACAUCACAAUAUUCCUACUUUUUAUACAGGUAUAGGUUUUCCAAAACAAAAACAUUACAAAAAAAAACAACAAAUGAAUAAAAUGUACAACAAAAAACUCAACAAAAUUUUGUAAUAAAACAGUGUAAAAAACGCGCAAGUCUUCACAAAAUAGCUUACGAGUUAAACGGUUGAUUACCAAACUCAACCAAAAAACUUGAUUAAACCUGAUGAUAGCGCCAAAAAAAUUAUAAAAAAUAAAAUCCUUAA
This is a messenger RNA of Drosophila rhopaloa, 5720 nucleotides long. RefSeq names its product poly(A) RNA polymerase gld-2 homolog A (gene Gld2). The coding region runs from base 898 to 4956 and encodes 1352 amino acids. Gene Ontology annotation, molecular function: poly(A) RNA polymerase activity. Lineage: Eukaryota; Metazoa; Arthropoda; Insecta; Diptera; Drosophilidae. Gene Ontology annotation, cellular component: cytosol. The transcript is spliced from 3 exons. The record is from RefSeq and is a predicted model, not a curated record.